UUUCAAUGUAUUUUCAGUGCAAAUUUCAUUUUCAAUGCAUUUUCGGGGUGAAAAUCUUUUUCAAUGCGUUUUAAUUUAGAAUAUCAUUUGAGUGGCGUUUGCAUUGAAAAGCUUAUUUGCAUUGCUUUUGUGAAUCUUAUUUGCGUUGCGAAUUUAAUUUGCUUUGUGUUUGCUGGCAAAUUUAAUUUGCGUUGAAAUGCUUGAAUGUGGCUCUAAUCUAAUUCUGCUUUACUUCCCAGAAUUCCUUGCUGGAAAUCCGGCACUUGUUCAGGAAAAUGAACUGGACCUCAAUUACACAAAGAACAGAACAAAGACGUUACUGGUGUAGCACUACGUCCAGUCAGAAUCCUGAAAGAUGGCAGAGCAAGGGGGGUUUGGAAGUGCAACGCUUCCCAAUGAGUCAAUUUCUAAACUACUUCAGGAAGAUCUUCAACCUUGCAUCAAGCCUGGCCUGGGACACGGGAAGUGACUUUUUGGAGUCCGAUUCGCCGUCCAUGAUGAGCAGCAGACUACAUGGACAGCAAGAGCACAAAGGAAGCAUCAUUUCUGAGGUGAGUCGGAAAUGGAAGCUUUUCCAUUUCCAACUCACUCAAGUUAAUCUCAUCCGUGGUGCGGUUUAUCCUCUGAGGAAGAGGGGGUGGAAUCGGGUGCCACCCCCCAGUGCAUCAGACCGGGCCAAGGGCCCGGGAAGUGACUUUUCGGCGUCCGAUUUGGCGUCCAUGAUGAGCAGCACAUUUCGUGGACGGCAAGAGCGGGAGGACAGCAACGUUCCAGCAGUUCAACAUUUGGAAGAAUCUAUCCCCAACUUGCAGCCCCUUUCUGGUAAGCGGCGGACUGCCAGGACACGGAGAUGGCCGCAGGCUAGAUGGGCAUACCGCCCAGUCCCACUACUGCCUACCCAGGCGUUGGAGGCCUGCACGGCGAUGGACAAGGGGCGGGCCCACGUCUACAAACGGAUGAAUGGAGCACUCCGGGUGAGGCUUGAGAUGUCGCCAGAGACUUGUUGUCGGCGGUUUUCGCUCUGUUGGGGUCCCAUCCGGGGAGAGGCCGGCGGGACGUGUAGCCGACUGAGGGGCCUUUGCCGUUGCUGGAUCCGACCAGAGUGA
Oryzias latipes (Japanese medaka) is the source of this 1106-nucleotide messenger RNA. Lineage: Eukaryota; Metazoa; Chordata; Actinopteri; Beloniformes; Adrianichthyidae. The record is from RefSeq and is a predicted model, not a curated record.